This is a messenger RNA of Geodia barretti, 1389 nucleotides long. NCBI's taxonomy places the organism in Eukaryota, Metazoa, Porifera, Demospongiae, Tetractinellida, Geodiidae. The record is from the annotation of a GenBank genome assembly.
AUGCCAAAGCUCAAGUCUAAGACUGUAUUCGUUUGUACUUCCUGCGAGAAUACUUCUGUAAAAUGGGAAGGGCAGUGCCGCAGCUGCAGCGCCUGGAAUACGAUAAUCGAGCAUAGUGAUGCUGGGAGAUACGGAUGGCUUCGCAAAGAAUCAUUCGCCGCUGUGCAUCUUGCGGACGCCUCUUCCGAUGAUCUGCCGCGCAUGCCGCUUAUGUCCGGCGAGGUAAAUCGUGUUCUGGGCGGAGGAAUUGUGCCCGGCUCGCUAGUGCUGCUCGCGGGUGAUCCCGGCAUAGGUAAGUCCACGCUUCUUUUGCAACUCGCCGCGGAGGUGGCGAAAGAACACUCCUGCGUAUUCUACGUUACGGGUGAAGAGUCGGUUUCCCAGGUGAAGAUGCGUGCCGAUCGUCUUGGAAUCGACGGACAAAAUCUGUAUAUCCUCACUCAGACAAACGUCGAAGAUACGCUGGCGAGACUUGAUGAACACCUUCCCGCGCUCGCGGUCAUCGACUCGAUUCAGACGAUGUACGAUCCAUCGUUGUCGUCGCAUCCCGGGAAUGUGUCGCAGAUUCGUGAAUGCGCGCGAAGGCUGCUGGAGUGGGGCAAGGCGAACAAUGUCCCACUCAUCCUGACUGGGCAUGUGACGAAGGGAGGAGACAUCGCAGGACCGCGUGUUCUUGAACACAUGGUGGAUGUGUCACUGUACAUGGAGGGCGACGCUGUGAGUUCGUGGCGGUUGUUGCGUGGUGUAAAAAACCGCUUUGGAUCGACGAACGAGGUCGGCGUGCUUGAGAUGACGGGCUCAGGGCUGCUGGACGUGUCCGACCCAUCUGAGAGCUUCCUGCUUGACAGGCCAAAAGGAGCUAUGGGUUCAGUCGUUGUGCCAGUACUUGAAGGCAACAGGGCGUUGCUCGUAGAAAUUCAGGCGCUCACGGCGCCAUCCACGAUUCCUACCCCGCGGCGUGUGGCGACCGGGUAUGACGCGCAUCGGCUUUUGCUUGUUUGCUCAGUUGCGAUGCGCACAUGUGGGAUGCCGCUCGCCGACUACGACGUGAUAGUGAAUGUAACCGGGGGGUUGAAGAUAGCCGAGCCUGCUGCAGACUUAGGCGUCGCGCUCGCGAUUGCGUCGAGCUUCAGGAGUGUGCCAAUGCCCGGCGAUUUUGCGGCAGUGGGUGAGGUAGGAUUGAGCGGUGAGAUUCGCCGCGCGCCUCAGACUGAGCGACGUGUUAAGGAAGCGGCGCGGCUGGGAUUCAGGAAGUGUCUUGUUCCCGGUAAUACUGACGACCGAGCAUGCGGACCUGAAGCUCUCCACUACCAAAGAGUUGACACUCUGGCGCAAGCGAUUAAUAUGUGCUUGCCGAUAACACGGCGUAUCUCAGAAGCAGUGGCAUAG